AUGCGCAGGAGCAGGCCGCGAAGCCGCUCAAGCCGCUGGCGCGGGACGGCGAUAUCGAGUGGAUCGGGGAGAUUGGCAAUAUCAGCAAGUCGUUGUAUAUGA
Molecule: messenger RNA, 102 nt
Organism: Colletotrichum orchidophilum
Lineage: Eukaryota; Fungi; Ascomycota; Sordariomycetes; Glomerellales; Glomerellaceae
Exons: 1
Coding region: 1-102 (33 amino acids)
Source: RefSeq, a predicted model, not a curated record